AUGGCGCACCUUUGUCUACAACAAGGCGGUCGCGCAGCGGCAGCGAAGGCGUCACAAACGUUGUGCGGCCACACAUUUUCCGCGGAGCAUCAUCAUUUUCUGUGCGCGAUUGCUCAGACGAGAGGUUGGCCUGGCCGCGUGUGGGUCCCCGUCCCAGUCGUGGUGCUCCUUUCUCUCCCACUGGCGGACAGCCCAUUUGCACCGGUGCGACUGGAGAGCUCCGACACGAGCGUAUGUGUGUACCACAGCUCCCAGUUUAUGGAGCCGCUGGACGUCCUGCGAGAGCGGUGGAAGGCCCACGUGCGUUGCCUUGAAAAUGCGGAGAAGGGCCGCAACGUGGCGCUACUGGCAUCGCGGGCGGCGUCAGAGGCACUUCCGCUGAGCACCAAUGGCGAACGAUUUGACAGUGCUACGGAGGAGUGCAUGCUACGUAUAAUGGGCAGCCGCGUAAACGCGAGUCGGUACUGGGCAACGGAGGCUGAGGCGAAGUGGCUGUAUUGUGCACCGUUCACAGACGCCUUCCUCUCGAAUCCAGGGAACCGUGUCGUCUCUUACGCGAACGAGCUUUACCGUCCCAUGGCGCUCUACAACGUGGAGGGCACUGUCGACGCUAGCCGCUUCAACUCGCUCACGUGCUGCCGUUACGACCCGGUGAAUUACACCGGCCAUUUCUACAAACCUGCGGUGGCGGUGCGCAUGAAGGCGUUUGCGCUUCGGUACAACUGUCUCCACGAGCGGCAGUGGAUCACACACCGCCGCGCAAGGCACCUCGGACUUUCCAGACUGCCGCAUGUACCACUUCUUACUUUUGAUAUUCCACUCUCCCUCGUCAACAUUGACGCCACGUACAGAACGAGUGCACCGGGGUUAAUGACUCCACCCGCGAUAGCCGCGGACUGCGUCUUCCCAUCAGAAGACGUCCUCGAGGCCCCAGAGCCUCAGUGCGAGAGACGGCUGCUGUUACCGCCGCUUUCAUGA
Messenger RNA from Leishmania mexicana MHOM/GT/2001/U1103, 978 nucleotides. RefSeq lists its product as hypothetical. NCBI's taxonomy places the organism in Eukaryota, Euglenozoa, Kinetoplastea, Trypanosomatida, Trypanosomatidae. The transcript has a single exon. Bases 1 to 978 code for a protein of 325 amino acids. The record is from RefSeq and is a predicted model, not a curated record.